This is a messenger RNA of Lepisosteus oculatus (spotted gar), 1227 nucleotides long. Its product is annotated as transmembrane emp24 domain-containing protein 4-like. Lineage: Eukaryota; Metazoa; Chordata; Actinopteri; Semionotiformes; Lepisosteidae. Gene Ontology annotation, cellular component: COPII-coated ER to Golgi transport vesicle; endoplasmic reticulum-Golgi intermediate compartment; Golgi apparatus. Gene Ontology annotation, biological process: intracellular protein transport; endoplasmic reticulum to Golgi vesicle-mediated transport; Golgi organization. The record is from RefSeq and is a predicted model, not a curated record.
UCCCAUAAAAUGCUGCGCAUGGCUAUUCCGAAGUUGAGAUUGUGCUUGCGUUGUUGAGAAAUAGAGUUGAUGUCGCAGUUUGUCAGUUUUGUCCACGAUGUCUCUGUUCUCGCAGUUUGUCUGUCUGUUCUUGCUCGCCACUCUCAGCCUCACCCGAGCGCUGUACUUCCAUAUCGGAGAGACGGAGAAAAAAUGCUUCAUCGAGGAGAUUCCUGACGAGACCAUGGUUAUCGGGAAAUACCGCAUACAGCUCUGGGACAAGCAGAGCAGCUCAUUCCUGCCGUCCACACCUGGCCUGGGGAUGCAUGUUGAGGUCGCAGAUCCAGGCACCAAGAUCAUGCUUUCCCGGCAAUAUGGUUCUGAAGGGUGCUUUACCUUCACCUCCUUCAUCCCUGGAGAGCAUCGGAUUUGUCUGUAUUCCAACUCCACCAAGAUGGCGCUUUUUGCUGGGGGAAAGCUGAGAGUCCAUCUGGAUAUCAAAGUAGGGGCCCAAACCAAUAACUAUGCUAAGAUUGCUGCCAAAGACAAGCUGACCGAGAUACAGCUCAGAGUCAGGCAGCUGCUGGACCAGGUGGAGCAGAUCCAGAUGGGGUACGACUACCAGCGGUACCGCGAGGAGCGCUUCAGGAUGACCAGUAAGAGCACCAACUACCAUGUGCUGUGGUGGUCCAUUGCCCAGACCAUCAUCCUCAUCAUCACCGGCAUCUGGCUAAGAAAAGACACCCAUCACACUUCUGAUGUGCAGAAGGUAAAGAGAGAGCCACCCCAAGCUUCUGGCUUUGGAAGCAAGCAGGUCAAGGUUGAUUCCUUGGCAAGUCCCAACGUGCUUGUAUCACAGGCCACAGUCUUCCAGAACACCAAAGACCAAAACCAGGAACCAGAGGAACAAGCUGGUGAAGAAAAUGAGGUUGAAUUCCAAGAAACUGCUGACCUCCUGCACUUGUUUAGUGAUCACGGGUGCCAGCUGCCCAAACACCAGUGUUGUGCUCCCUACCUAUCAAACUUUGUGUCAUCUGAGGAGGCAUUACUGGCUGAACACAGUGGUGCCAACAAAAGGCUCACAAGUCUACUUUUGCCAAGUUCUUUGAUCUCUGGAAUAAAACUGGACAAAGAAAAAAAGGUCUGGACUACAUCAAGCAGCGGGUGGAGCUCAUAACAGACCCUGAUGAGCUACAGAACUCCUCCGAUAAAGUUUUUUUUUUUUUAGCUUUUGUGAAGUCUUCUGUU